GGGAACUACUCCAACUACCGCGGCCACUGCAAGUGUCACCAUGGCAACUACUCCAACUACCCCAGCCACUGCAAGUUUCACCAUGGCAACUACUCCAACUACAUCGGCCACUGCAAGUAUGACCAGGGCAACUACUCCAACUACCCGGGCCACUGCAAGUAUCACCAUGGCAACUACUCCAACUACCCCGGCCACUGCAAGUAUCACCAUGGGAACUACUCCAACUACCCCGGCCACUGCAAGUAUCACCAUGGCAACUACACCAACUAUCCUAGCCACUGCAAGUGUCACCAUGGCAACUACUCUGACUACCCUGGCAACUGCAAGUAUGACCAGGGCAACUACUCCAAAUACCUUGGCAACUGCAAGUAUCACCAUGGCAGCUACUCCAACUACCCCGGCCACUGCAAAUAUCACCAUGGCAACUGCUCCAACUACCCUGGCCACAGCAAGUAUCACUAUGGGAACUACCACGACUAACUCGCCUACUGGUGCUCCAUCAGCUACUACUGCACGGGCGUCGUCAACAGCAACGGACACAGCGAUCUCUCCUUCACAAAGCGUAAUGGCUACACCCACCGCAUCAUCAGAGACGACAAUGUCUUCAACAGCCACCAUGUUCUCAUGGCCUUCCGUGGCAAAUUCUUCUGGGAACAGCAAGAUGUGUCCGUGUUUGAUGUGCGCUGAAACACAAACUGUGACCGAGAUACGGCGUAUCAUAGACGCCAUUCUCCUGCUCCUGAAGUUAGACAAAUCCAAGCUGUCAGCCACCAGAAGGAAGCGGGAGUCAGCGCCGGACGACAGACCCUCAGCACAGGCCAUUGGCUACUCGGGAAUAAUCUUCAUCGUCAUCACAUUCAGUUUCUUUGUCCUGAGUGAUUUAAUACGACUCUGUCAGUUUCUCUCCGGCAACAAUCAAAACCACAAUUACAGAUCAAGAACAAUGCCUGAGGAGUGAGUGAGUAUGGUUUUACGCCGCGUUUAGCAAUAUUCCAGCAAUAUCACAGCAGGGGACACCAGAAAUAGGCUUCACUCGUACCCAUGCGGGGAAUCGAACCCGGUUAUUAGGCAUGACGAGUGGACGCUUUAACCACCAGGCUACCCCACCGCAUCUUAAGUCACACUAUCUUGUGUAUGAGUUCCCGAGCACAUAAAUAUAUUAAGUAUCGUGAAAAAAAAGUAAAUGAAAAAAAGCAAUAUGACAGUAAAGGUUUGGAAACUUUUGGUAUCGUGUCCUAAUACGUAGAGCGUAUGUUAGAAAUGCGUUUGUUAUACAGGGGUAAAUUUCACAACAAAUUUGUAUGUUACCAGCAGGGCUUGCUCCUUUUCAAAGUUACUGGCCCUUCUCCAAACCACCAAAACUAAAUGGUGGUGGCCGCGAAGUGGCCGAACCUAACGUCGUGUAGCCACCUAGCAGGGAUCUGAAAAAUGUUGAACUCCUCAUCCCUAAAACGUUUUUUCCAGAAAUCUGAGAUUAAAUCUUGGUUCCAUUUGCCUCAUUUCAUGGCGAUUAAUGAACAAAAUAAAGUUGUGUACGCAACAUUACAAAAUGGCGUCCGAGGUGAUCCAACUAAAAAACUUAAACAUACACGGAGAAGGGGUGAAAUGUUGACUUGCCAUCUACUUAACGUUCCAGCAAGCCCUUGUAAUUUUAACUGGCCACAUAGCAGUGAAAUCGGCCCUGUUAUAUCUAUUUCAGUGUGACGUUACUUGUACUGUCAACCAUUAGUUUCCUCUUGGCCUUUGCUGAUGAC
Haliotis rufescens (red abalone) is the source of this 1754-nucleotide messenger RNA. RefSeq names its product cell wall protein DAN4-like. The record is from RefSeq and is a predicted model, not a curated record. The transcript is spliced from 2 exons. Lineage: Eukaryota; Metazoa; Mollusca; Gastropoda; Lepetellida; Haliotidae. The coding region runs from base 41 to 958 and encodes 305 amino acids.